Anthostomella pinea is the source of this 2103-nucleotide messenger RNA. The record is from the annotation of a GenBank genome assembly. NCBI's taxonomy places the organism in Eukaryota, Fungi, Ascomycota, Sordariomycetes, Xylariales, Xylariaceae.
AUGAACGAGACGUUGACGACGCAGGGUGGUAUCUCGGAUCCCGCCCUCAUCAAGCUCGUCAACAAGCUCCAAGAUGUCUUUUCGACGGUUGGUGUGAACAACCCUAUCGAUUUGCCACAGAUAGCCGUCGUCGGCAGUCAGUCCAGCGGAAAGAGUUCCGUUCUCGAGAACAUCGUUGGCCGAGACUUCCUCCCUCGAGGAUCAGGUAUCGUCACGAGACGGCCGCUCGUCCUCCAGCUUAUCAACCGACCUGCGACGUCGCAAACGAACGGAGACAGCGACGAUGUCUCCGGCAACACAACCGACUCGGCUGCGAAUCCGGACGAGUGGGGCGAGUUUCUGCAUAUCCCCGGCCAGAAGUUCUUCGACUUUAAUAAGAUUAGAGACGAGAUCAGCCGGGAAACAGAAGCCAAGGUCGGCCGAAAUGCCGGCAUCUCUCCUGCCCCUAUCAACCUACGAGUCUACUCGCCCAACGUCCUGACCUUGACACUGGUCGAUCUGCCGGGACUGACCAAGGUACCCGUUGGCGACCAACCUCGCGACAUUGAGAGGCAGAUCAAAGAUAUGGUUUUGAAAUACAUCGGAAAGUCAAACGCCAUCAUUCUGGCUGUCACUUCAGCCAACCAAGAUCUGGCCAACUCUGAUGGCUUAAAGCUUGCCCGCGAGGUUGACCCGGAGGGUCAGAGGACGAUCGGUGUUCUGACCAAGGUAGACUUGAUGGACGAAGGUACGGACGUUGUGGACAUUCUGGCUGGUCGCAUUAUCCCGCUGCGGUUGGGGUACGUACCAGUCGUCAACAGAGGGCAACGCGACAUCGACAACAAGAAGCCCAUUUCGCAGUCUCUCGAGGCCGAGAAGAACUUCUUCGAGAACCACAAGGCGUACCGGAACAAAAGCUCGUACUGCGGUACCCCGUAUUUGGCAAGGAAGCUCAACCUGAUCCUGAUGAUGCACAUCAAACAGACCUUGCCGGACAUCAAGGCACGAAUUUCCAGCUCGUUACAGAAGUACACAGCCGAACUGGAUAGUCUAGGCCCGUCCAUGCUGGGUAACAGCGCAAACAUCGUCCUCGGUAUCAUCACGGAAUUUACGAAAGAGUGGCAAUCGGUAUUGGACGGAAACAACGGCGAGUUGUCGAGCACAGAGCUGUCUGGUGGUGCCAGAAUCAGUUUCGUGUUCCACGAACUGUAUUCUAACGGUGUCAAGGCAGUCGACCCCUUUGACAUGGUCAAAGAUGUCGAUAUCCGGACCAUUCUGUACAACUCGUCGGGUUCUUCUCCAGCACUCUUCGUGGGCACCACGGCAUUCGAAGUCAUCGUGAAGAAGGAGAUCAAGAGACUCGAGGAGCCCAGCUUGAAGUGUGUCUCGCUCGUCUACGAUGAGCUAGUGCGUAUCUUGACGCAGCUUCUUUCCAAGACACUUUACCGAAGAUAUCCAUCGCUGAAGGAGAAGAUGCACGGAACCGUCAUCAACUUCUUCAAGAAGGCCAUGGAACCCUCCAACAAGCUCGUGAGGGAUCUUGUUGCUAUGGAGGCUUGCUAUGUCAACACGGGUCACCCCGACUUCCUCAACGGCCACAGAGCGAUGGCUAUUGUCAACGAGCGUUACAACGGCGCAAAGCCUGUCCAAGUUAACCCCAAGACCGGCAAGCCGUUGCCUGACGCGGGCACCCCGGUCCGUGCUGCUAGUCCCUCCAUGGAUAGUAACCUAGACAACAACUCGGGCUUCUUCGGGAGUUUCUUUGCUGCCAAGAACAAGAAGAGAGCUGCAGCUAUGGAGGCUCCCCCUCCAAUGCUUAAGGCCUCGGGCACGCUCUCUGAGCGGGAGAAUAUCGAGGUGGAAGUCAUCAAGCUACUCAUCUCUUCGUACUUCAACAUCGUGAAAAGAACCAUGAUCGACAUGGUGCCCAAGGCUAUCAUGCUGAACCUUGUCCAGCUCACGAAAGACGAGAUGCAGAAGGAGCUGCUGGAAAACAUGUACCGAAGUGAGACCUUGGACGAACUGUUGAAGGAGAGCGACUACACCGUCCGCCGGCGGAAGGAAUGCCAACAAAUGGUAGAGUCGCUCGGCAAGGCUAGUGAGAUCGUCAGCCAGGUACAGUGA